AUGCCCCUAUCUACGAUUAAUAUGUAUCCAGAAAUUAUUACUACCGAACCAAUUGCAUUGUCUACAAGCUAUACUGAGCGCACCAAACAAAUAUCCGUCGUAUCAAAAGACUCUAUCACUCAUCGAUACCCAAACAUGCAAAGAAUCCAAAAUAUCGAGCUUGUCUGGCUAGAUUCCAACGUCAUAUCUGACCAAUCAAUCGCUCAACUACACAACGUCGUUUACAAUGUUCAUACGUAUACCAACAGUGAACAAUGCAUUAAAUUUAUGCGAGGUGUUCAGGAUUGCAAGGUACAUUUGAUUAUUUCCGAUCGACUUGCUCAGCAUAUUGUACCAGAUUUACAUGACAUAUAUUCAUUGGAUAUCAUUCUCAUAUUUUGUUCCGACGAAAACUAUGAUGAACAAUGGACAACGCGAUGGACGAAAAUUAAAGGUAUUUUCACGGAUAUCACAAAACUUUGUGCAGCUUUACAACAAACAAUCGAUCAAAAUGAACAAAAUUCUCUUCCGAUGACUUUUGUAUCAGUCAACCAGAAACUCGAUCAAUUAGACCAAACUUAUAUCUAUACUAAAAUGCUAAAAGAACUAUUAAUGGCAAGUCAAUUCGAAGACAAACAUAUGGCACAGUUUAGUACAUAUUGUCGACAACUAUUUGUUGACAAUAAUGUUCAAUUGCAAAAUAUCACUGAAUUCGAGCAAUCAUAUUGCGACAAAACACCAAUAUGGUGGUAUACGCAUUCGCCUUUUCUUUAUUCAAUGGUUAAUCAUGCGUUGCGAUUGAUGAUUAGUGAUGUGAUUGUACGAACAAGAUUUUUCAUUGAUGCACUUCAUCAACAUAUCGACCAAUUGCACAAAAUACAGUGCACAAAUCAAUCGUUUAUUGUACCGUUUACGGUUUACCGUGGGCAUGGUCUAUCGAAAACUAAAUUUGAGGAAUUAGUUCAUUCUCUACACGGUUUUCUAUCGUUUAACACGUUCUUAUUCGCAAGUAAGGAUCCAAGAACGUCGCAUAAAUUUAUUGAAAGUAUCGUUAAAGAUUCUGAUUUGAUUGGGAUUCAUUUUAUUCUGCAUAUUGACCCGACACAAACAGUAACACCAUUUGCUUUCAUUGGUGAUAUUAGUUAUUCACGAGACGAAAAUGAAGUUCUCUUCUCUUUACAUACUAUCUUUCGUAUCGAUAGUAUCAAACGGAUCGAUGCUGAUGAUAAUCGUCUUUACGAAGUGAACUUGACGCUUACUGAUAGUAUUAACGAAGAGUUGUAUGUUUCUACAGAUAGUAUUAAGCCCUCAAAUCUUUCAAACACUGAGGCUUGGCAUCAACUAGCUGAGGCUCUACUUAAAAACAAUCAAUUUCGUCAAGCUGACGAGGUAUAUAACAGCUUAUUGAAUAGCACAACCAUCGAAAAUGAACAAGCUGUUAUCUAUAUACAACUGGCUUGGAUUCAAGAAAAACAAGAACACUAUCGCGAAGCAAUGCACUUCUAUGAAAAAGCAAUAGAAAUCUACGAGAGAACUCUUCCAUACAAUCAUUUGACUCUAGUUAAUCUCUACAAAUGGAUAGGCAGUAUCGUUUAUAAUAUAGAAGAAUAUUCCAAAGCACUUUCAUUGUUCAAAAAAAUCCUUCAUAUUCAGCAGCAAUCAUUAGCGCCGGAUCAUAUUGACUUAGCUGACACUUAUAACUAUAUUGGCAAUAUUUACUGCAAGAUGAACGACUAUGCAGAAGCACUCGCAUAUCAUGAGAAGGCGUAUGCUGUUCGACAACAAUCAUUACCUACGAUUCACUCAGAUCUAGUCCUUUCUCUUGACAAUAUCGGUGUAUUACACUACAAUAUGGGCAAUUAUUCGCAAGCACUCAUAUAUCAUCACAAAAGUCUCGUAAUUCAACAACAAUUACCAUCUGUCGAUCAACUUGGUUGGAGUAAAUCGUACGAUAACAUUGCAAAUGUACAUUACAGUAUGCAUGACUAUGUACAAGCACUAGAAUUUUAUAAGCGAGCUUUAGAAAUCAAACAACAAUCACCUUCACCUGCACCCAUCGAUCUGAUCAGAUCUUUUACUAAUAUUGGUGACACAUAUGAUUGCCUGAAUCAUUAUCCAAAAGCGCUUCAAUCAUACGAAAAUGCGCUUGCAAUUCAGCAACAAUCAUUUCCUACUAAUUAUCCAGAUCUUUCCAAAUCCUACUAUGAUAUUGGUCGUAUGCAAUACAAACUGGACAAAAAUUUACAAGCAUUGUCAUCAUUUGAGAAAGCCCUGGAAGUCCAGCAACAAGCUUUACCUUCCAAUCAUCCUGAUUUAAUAACAACGUACACCAGUUUGGCUGAUGUUCACAACAGUUUAAGCGAUUAUUCGAAAGCACUUUCAUCAUACGAAAAGAUUCUCGAAAUACAGAAACGAAUGUCACCAUGUAAUCCAGUUGAAUUUAGUAAUACUUAUGUCAAUAUUGCUAAUACACAACUCAAAAUGGGUGAUCGUCCGAAAGCUCUCGUAUCAUACCAAAAAGUUCUCAUUCUUCGUCAAACAGCACUUGCUAAAAAUUCUCUUGAUCGACAUCAAGCUUGCGAUCACGUCGCACAUCCAGAAGACUCUUAA
This is a messenger RNA of Adineta ricciae, 2589 nucleotides long. The record is from the annotation of a GenBank genome assembly. NCBI's taxonomy places the organism in Eukaryota, Metazoa, Rotifera, Eurotatoria, Adinetida, Adinetidae.